CGUGUCCGGGCGGGAUUGGGCCGCCGCCCUAUAUAGCAGCCGGGGCCCGGGCGCCGCGCCUCGGAGCGUCCCGGCUUCUCCCGCGCGGCGGGCGGGCGAGCGAGCGAGCGAGCAAGCGGCAGGACCAGCGGGCGGGGGCCCACGACAAAAGCUGGCAGGCUGACAGGCGGCCCCAGGACGGACUUUCUGGCUACUGACCGUUUUGCUGUGCUUUUCCCGGAUUGUGUGUAGGUGUGAGAUCAACCAUGAGCUCCGUUGCAGUUUUGACCCAGGAGAGUUUUGCCGAACACCGAAGUGGGCUGGUUCCGCAGCAGAUCAAAGUUGCCACUCUAAAUUCAGAAGAGGAGAGUGACCCUCCAACCUACAAGGAUGCCUUCCCUCCACUUCCUGAGAAAGCUGCUUGCCUGGAAAGUGCCCAGGAGCCCGCUGGAGCCUGGGGUAACAAGAUCCGGCCCAUCAAGGCUUCUGUCAUCACUCAGGUGUUCCAUGUACCCCUGGAGGAGAGAAAAUACAAGGAUAUGAACCAAUUUGGAGAAGGUGAACAAGCAAAAAUCUGCCUUGAGAUCAUGCAGAGAACCGGCGCUCACCUGGAGCUGUCUUUGGCCAAAGACCAAGGCCUGUCCAUCAUGGUGUCGGGAAAGCUGGAUGCUGUCAUGAAAGCUCGGAAGGACAUUGUUGCUAGACUGCAGACUCAGGCCUCAGCAACUGUUGCUAUUCCCAAAGAACACCAUCGCUUUGUUAUUGGCAAAAAUGGAGAGAAACUGCAAGACUUGGAGCUAAAAACUGCAACCAAAAUCCAGAUCCCACGCCCGGAUGACCCCAGCAAUCAGAUCAAGAUCACUGGCACCAAAGAGGGCAUCGAGAAAGCUCGCCAUGAAGUCUUACUCAUCUCUGCCGAGCAGGACAAACGUGCCGUGGAGAGGCUAGAAGUAGAAAAGGCAUUCCAUCCCUUCAUCGCCGGGCCGUAUAACAGGCUGGUUGGCGAGAUCAUGCAGGAGACAGGGACACGCAUCAACAUUCCCCCACCCAGCGUGAACCGGACGGAGAUCGUCUUUACUGGAGAGAAGGAGCAGUUGGCUCAGGCUGUGGCUCGCAUCAAGAAGAUUUAUGAGGAGAAGAAAAAGAAGACCACAACCAUCGCAGUGGAAGUGAAGAAAUCCCAGCACAAGUAUGUCAUCGGGCCCAAGGGCAAUUCUUUGCAGGAGAUCCUUGAGAGAACCGGCGUUUCAGUUGAGAUCCCACCCUCAGACAGCAUCUCAGAGACUGUAAUACUUCGAGGCGAGCCUGAAAAGUUAGGUCAGGCGUUGACUGAAGUCUAUGCCAAGGCCAAUAGCUUCACCGUCUCCUCUGUCGCCGCCCCUUCCUGGCUUCACCGUUUCAUCAUUGGCAAGAAAGGACAGAACCUGGCCAAAAUCACUCAGCAGAUGCCAAAGGUUCACAUCGAGUUCACAGAGGGCGAAGACAAGAUCACCCUGGAGGGCCCUACCGAGGAUGUCAGUGUGGCCCAGGAACAGAUAGAAAGCAUGGUCAAAGAUCUGAUUAACCGGAUGGACUACGUCGAGAUCAACAUCGACCACAAGUUCCACAGGCACCUCAUUGGGAAGAGUGGCGCCAACAUAAACAGAAUCAAAGACCAGUACAAGGUGUCCGUGCGCAUCCCUCCCGACAAUGAGAAGAGCAACCUGAUCCGCAUCGAGGGGGACCCGCAGGGUGUGCAGCAGGCCAAGCGAGAGCUGCUGGAGCUUGCGUCUCGCAUGGAAAAUGAGCGUACCAAGGAUCUAAUCAUUGAGCAGAGAUUUCAUCGCACAAUCAUUGGGCAGAAAGGCGAACGGAUCCGUGAAAUUCGUGACAAAUUCCCAGAGGUUAUUAUCAAUUUCCCAGACCCAGCACAAAAAAGUGACAUCGUCCAGCUCAGAGGACCCAAGAAUGAGGUGGAAAAAUGCACAAAGUACAUGCAGAAGAUGGUGGCAGAUCUGGUGGAAAACAGCUACUCAAUUUCUGUUCCGAUCUUCAAACAGUUCCACAAGAACAUCAUUGGGAAAGGAGGUGCAAACAUUAAAAAGAUUCGUGAGGAAAGCAACACCAAGAUUGAUCUUCCAGCAGAGAACAGCAAUUCAGAGACCAUUGUCAUCACAGGCAAGCGGGCCAACUGCGAAGCCGCCCGGAGCAGGAUUCUGUCUAUCCAGAAAGACCUGGCCAACAUAGCGGAGGUAGAGGUCUCCAUCCCUGCCAAGCUGCACAACUCCCUCAUUGGCACCAAGGGCCGUCUGAUCCGCUCAAUCAUGGAGGAGUGCGGCGGAGUCCACAUUCACUUUCCCGUGGAAGGUUCAGGAAGCGACACUGUUGUUAUCAGGGGCCCUUCCUCGGAUGUGGAGAAGGCCAAGAAGCAGCUCCUGCAUCUGGCGGAAGAGAAGCAAACCAAGAGUUUCACUGUUGACAUCCGCGCCAAGCCGGAGUACCACAAAUUCCUCAUUGGCAAGGGGGGCGGCAAAAUCCGCAAGGUGCGUGACAGCACUGGAGCACGCGUCAUCUUCCCUGCGGCCGAGGACAAGGACCAGGACCUGAUCACCAUCAUCGGAAAGGAGGACGCCGUCCGGGAGGCACAGAAGGAGCUGGAGGCCUUGAUCCAAAACCUGGAUAAUGUGGUGGAAGACUACAUGCUGGUGGACCCCAGGCACCACCGCCACUUCGUCAUCCGAAGAGGCCAGGUCUUGCGGGAGAUUGCUGAAGAGUACGGUGGCGUGAUGGUCAGCUUCCCACGCUCUGGCACACAGAGCGACAAAGUCGCCCUCAAGGGCGCCAAGGACUGUGUGGAGGCAGCCAAGAGGCGCAUUCAGGAGAUCAUUGAGGACCUGGAAGCUCAGGUGACAUUAGAAUGUGCUAUACCCCAGAAAUUCCAUCGAUCUGUCAUGGGCCCCAAAGGUUCCAGAAUCCAGCAGAUUACUCGGGAUUUCAGUGUUCAAAUUAAGUUCCCAGACAGAGAGGAGAACCCAGUUCACAGUGUAGAGCCAGUUGUCCAGGAGAAUGGGGAUGAAGCAGGGGAGGGGAGAGAGGCCAAAGACGCUGACCCAGGCUCUCCAAGGAGGUGUGACAUCAUCAUCAUCUCCGGCCGGAAAGAAAAGUGUGAGGCUGCCAAGGAAGCCCUGGAGGCCCUGGUACCUGUCACCAUCGAAGUACAGGUGCCCUUCGACCUUCACCGUUACAUCAUUGGGCAGAAAGGAAGUGGGAUCCGCAAGAUGAUGGAUGAGUUUGAGGUGAACAUACAUGUCCCAGCACCUGAGCUGCAGUCCGACAUCAUCGCCAUCACGGGCCUCACUGCAAAUUUGGACCGGGCCAAGGCUGGACUGCUGGAGCGUGUGAAGGAACUGCAGGCCGAGCAGGAGGACCGGGCUUUAAGGAGUUUUAAGCUGAGUGUCACUGUAGACCCCAAAUACCAUCCCAAGAUUAUCGGGAGAAAGGGGACAGUGAUUACCCAAAUCCGGCUGGAGCAUGACGUGAACAUCCAGUUCCCCGAUAAGGACGAUGGGAGCCAGCCUCAGGACCAAAUUACCAUCACAGGGUACGAAAAGAACACAGAAGCCGCCAGGGACGCCAUACUGAGAAUUGUGGGUGAGCUUGAGCAGAUGGUUUCUGAGGACGUCCCGCUGGACCACCGUGUUCACGCCCGCAUCAUCGGGGCCCGCGGCAAAGCCAUUCGCAAAAUUAUGGACGAGUUCAAGGUGGACAUUCGCUUCCCACAGAGUGGAGCCCCAGACCCCAACUGCGUCACUGUGACAGGGCUCCCAGAGAACGUGGAGGAAGCCAUUGACCACAUCCUCAACCUGGAGGAGGAAUACCUGGCCGAUGUGGUGGACAGCGAGGCGCUGCAGGUGUACAUGAAACCCCCAGCACACGAGGAGGCCAAGGCGCCAUCCAGAGGCUUUGUGGUGCGGGACGCACCCUGGACCGCCAGCAGCAGUGAGAAGGCUCCUGACAUGAGCAGCUCUGAGGAAUUUCCCAGUUUUGGGGCUCAGGUGGCUCCCAAGACCCUCCCUUGGGGCCCCAAACGGUAAUGAUCGAAAUGCAGAAACCUCUCCAGCCUGCUGACCCGAACCCAACCACACAAGGGUUUGUCUCAGUCUGACCCAGCGGCUGGACCCUCCGCAAAUUGUUGACGCUGUCCCCCCUUCCGAGGUCUCACAGAGAAGCCUAGCGCCUGGCUCUGUGUGCGCCGCUCCUCCAGGCCUGGCCGUGCCCAGUGCCUGCUCAGGACCUGCUCCACUGUUAACACUAAACAAGGUCAUGAGCACUCAUGCUAAGAACAGCUCCUGGUCCACCCGGCAUGCCAGUCAGCACUCUGACCUUCACGAGAGCACCGCGGCUGCGGCUAGGAUUCGACUUCCUGUGUCAUGACCUCAGGAAAUAAACUUCCUUGACUUUAUAAAAGCCAAACGUUUGCCCUCUUCCUUUCCCACCUCCCUCCUGCCCAUCUCCCGUGGUCCAGACCCUCCUGGUGGUGGAGUGCAGCUGCCUCCAGCUGCCACAGCACCUCAGCACAGGUGUCAGGGUGCAAGGAGGACCUGGCUCUGGACAUCGGGAGGGCAGAUUCCUGGAGCUGGAGGGGUGACUUGGGUUAUCAGGCAGCCCUGAUUUUACCUGCUAUGGGGUCUGAAAGCACCAAGGGUCCCUGCCCCUGCCUCCACUGCCAGACCCUCCGCCUGAGGUCUGGUGAGUGGCGCCUGGAGGCGAGGUGGCAUGUACCAUCCGGGGCCCCUGUGGCCGGCACAGCGUCUUGAGACAUGCACGGGAUGGGGGAGGUAGGGCCUUACGCUUAUCCUCAGUGGGGACAGUUUGCCUUAGUUGACAGCUGGGCUUUUCUUCACGCCACCUGCAGCCCCUGCCUGCUCCUGCCCUAGAUGCCACGUGUUCAGUUGCCUUCUUCCUACCUCAGCCAGUGUGGAGUGGUCUCUGGUAUACUUAGUGCCACCCCACAAACUCGUCUUUAUUUAGAUGUUUCUGGUGGUUGUGGGUUUGCCAGUGGAGCUGUGGGUGGGCGCCGUGGACCAGAGCUGGAGGCUGGUGCGCUCCCUCAGCACAGGUGGGUCCGGAGUGGGAUCGGCACUGCCACCCCACCCACAGGCCGUCAGAUGUGCAGGCCAGCCCCUAGGAGAAGGUACCAGGUGAUGGGCAGUUUUCACGGUGCGGAACCGAGAGAUGAUGGCCUCGAGCACCAGGUAGAGCAGACCGAACAGCGGGCGCCAAGAGCCCUGCCCACCAAGGGAGGCGUCUGUGUCGUGAGGACCAAGGGCGGUCCUUGUCUCUGGUUGUCUGUCCCCCACCGAGGGGACUGGGCUGCUAGUGAGCUGUCCUGUCCUAGGUGCUUGAUUACAGAAAAGCUGACUUGCGGCCACACCUCUGUCCUCCCUGGGGACAGUCGCUUCUGCCUUGACUCCUCACCCGUUUCUCCCUCUUGGAUAACUCAGCUGGGCCAUCUUCAGACUCGCAUUCCUGAGUAGACCCGGAACAGCUUCGCCCACGUCUAACUGCAGCUGCCUCGGCAAGGCCCCUGAAUGGGCCUGUUGACAGGAAGGGUAAACUGGAUAGGAAAGAACCCUUCCUCUGCUUCGUGGGCUGGGUGGCCGUGGAUUGGGAACCGAGGAAAGGACGCAAGGCACUUUGCUGCCAGUGUGGGAGGACAGGCGCUUCCCGCCUGCAUGAGUUCUGGAGCUUCCGUCCUGGCUCCAUCCCGGCGGGCUCCUCCCGGCUUUUCUACAGUGUCCUGAAACAUCCGGCCCCUGUCCUCCCCCAAAGGUGGAUUUUACAUUCUCACCAAGCUACACAUCUGUGUGUUGCUCAGCGUCUCAGAUGCAAGCCCUUUCCUCAGCUGUGCAGGGCCUCUCACUCUUCUUCUUUGGGUGAUUGUGACAAAGGAACGACUGUACCCCUGCCUGUCCCCCUGAGGCACCUGUGCUGUCAGGAGAGCCUGGGCAGGGAUGGGGCCCGGGUGAGGAAUGUGUGUGUUUUUCCUCCUUGCUGAAUGUCUUCCAUGUCAUGUUUCCAUAGCUACAAUCCAUCCCUUGGCCUUAACUUUGGAAUUUGGAGAUUAUAUGCAAACGUGUAAAUGCUCAUGAAUAUGGAUGACACUGGAAUUUUAUAAAUUCUAAAAUAAAACCCAAAACCAGA
Messenger RNA from Callithrix jacchus (white-tufted-ear marmoset), 6162 nucleotides. It is a transcript of the gene HDLBP, whose product is annotated as high density lipoprotein binding protein. Lineage: Eukaryota; Metazoa; Chordata; Mammalia; Primates; Cebidae. Gene Ontology annotation, molecular function: mRNA binding. The record is from RefSeq and is a predicted model, not a curated record.